Messenger RNA from Oryza sativa Japonica Group (Japanese rice), 2198 nucleotides. The record is from RefSeq and is a predicted model, not a curated record. Lineage: Eukaryota; Viridiplantae; Streptophyta; Magnoliopsida; Poales; Poaceae.
GUUGUGGUUAGCUAGCUCGAGGCGCGGACGCGGUGUUAUGGGCGUUGCCGUGCACUGGCGGAGGGCGGGCGAUUCGCUUCACAUGGGGGGCGAGCCGCGCGCGCGCGCGGAGGCGGCCUGGGCGGCUGCGUUGCCUGCCGCGUUGGUUGCGCUGGUGCGCGACACGGCUACAUACACACGAAUGAUGCACCGUCUCCGAAUGGAAACGCCACGGGGCCCCACCUGCCAGCUUGACCCCUGCUGCUGCUGCUGCACUGCACAUGUUAUUCCCCCUCCGCCUCCGGUGUCACGCACGCACGCGACGCGACGCGAUGCCGAGGCGUCCGUACCACCACCGCCAGCAUCAGCGGCCGUCAGCUCGAGAUCGGACGGCACGGGACAGAUGGCAGCAGGCGUCACGCUGGCGUGUGCCGCCCCCCCGCCGCUAAGGGCCCCACGUGCCAGCGAUGGAGGCAGGCGCCGUGGGGUGGUCAAAGGGGGCGCGGGGACGGACACGUGUCGGUCGCCGCAACGUCUGAAUGUUCGACCGCGCGAGAGAGAGAGGGUGCGUGCGUGCGUGCGUGCUAGAGCCAAGAACCACGAGCACGGCCAGCGUCGGCGAGAGGCGGCGGUGGAUCCGGCUAUGUCGGGCGAGUACCAGUUCCAGGACGAGCUGGCGCCGCUGUUCGCGCGGCCGGGGGGCGGCGCGGGGGAGAUGCAGAUGCUGCCGUCGUCGUGGUUCGCCGACUACCUGCAGGCGGGGACGCCGAUGCAGAUGGACUACGACCUGAUGUGCCGCGCGCUGGAGCUGCCGGUCGGGGAGGACGUCAAGAGGGAGGUCGGGGUGGUGGACGUCGUCGCGGCCGGCGGCGGCGGGGCGCCGCCGCUGACGCCGAACACGACGUCGUCGAUGUCGACGUCGUCGAGCGAGGGGGUUGGUGGAGGAGGUGGAGGCGGCGCCGGCGCCGGCGCCGGGGAGGAGGAGUCGCCGGCAAGGUGCAAGAAGGAGGAGGAUGAGAACAAAGAGGAAGGCAAGGGAGAAGAAGAUGAAGGACACAAGAACAAGAAAGGGUCGGCGGCGAAGGGAGGGAAGGCGGGGAAGGGGGAGAAGCGGGCGAGGCAGCCGCGGUUCGCGUUCAUGACCAAGAGCGAGGUCGACCACCUCGAGGACGGCUACCGGUGGCGCAAGUACGGCCAGAAGGCCGUCAAGAACAGCCCAUACCCCAGGAGCUACUACAGGUGCACGACGCAGAAGUGCCCGGUGAAGAAGCGGGUGGAGCGGUCGUACCAGGACCCGGCGGUGGUGAUCACCACGUACGAGGGCAAGCACACGCACCCCAUCCCGGCCACGCUCCGCGGCAGCACGCACCUGCUCGCCGCGCACGCGCAGGCGGCCGCGGCGGCGGCGGCCGCGCACCAGCUGCACCACCACCACGGCCACCACGGACACCACGGCAUGGCGCCGCCGUUGCCGCUGGGCUCCGGCGCCGCCGCGCAGUUCGGCCGGUCGUCCGGCAUCGACGUGCUGAGCAGCUUCCUGCCGCGCGCCGCCGCCGCCCACCACGGCAUGACUACGAUGGGCGGCGCCGCGGCGACGACGACGACGAGCCAUGGCCUUAACAGUGCAAUCAGCGGCGGAGGCGGCGUCUCGAGCGAGACGACGAGCGCGGUCACCGUCGCCGCCUCGGCUCAGCCGUCGUCACCGGCGGCGCUCCAGAUGCAGCACUUCAUGGCGCAAGACUUGGGCCUCCUGCAGGACAUGCUGCUGCCGUCCUUCAUCCACGGCACCAACCAGCCUUGACGCGACGACCACCAUCAAUCUGAAGCUGAAUUAAUCAUCAGACUAGCUAGACAAGAGGUCAUUUGGCUCUCGAUCGAUCAUGCUGUUUAAUUAAUUAACAUCUCGUUACAUCUUUUUCCCCCCAAAUGAUCACCUUCUGUUUCGUUUCUUGAUUUUGUUUUUUUCUUUCGUGCUGCGAGAUGGUACAGGGUUUUCUACUGGGUCUCGUAUCAUUUCUAUGCUCUUACUAGCUAGCUCUACCUAGCUCUAGUACUAAGCACUUCUUGUACAUGUAAGCGCCUAAUUAAUUCCCAGGCUCCAGCAUUGCACCCUGCAGGUUGCAGGACUGACCAUACGAGCCAUGAUAAUUUUAUGCAAACUUUACAUUGAUCUUCUCCUAUAUAGCUCCAUUAAUGGAAGAGUACGAGUACUUCAUAUA